CUACAUCAGUACUAGUACCGGUCCGUCUAGCUGGUUGACCGAGCAUGUCUACUACCGGACUACAAGACUUGCUGCACCUUGAUCCGAACGUGACUUGGAGUGCGGACCGUCACUCGCGUCAGUAUCAAAAUUAAUUCAAAUCUAGCUCUGCCAUCCUACCUAGUUCAAGUAACAGUUAGUUGUAGGGAAAACAAAACGACUUCAUGACUGUUAGAAUACUCCACAAUCAUGUACUUGUACUGCACGGCACAGCUGGUACUGGCCCGCUCAGUAGCGGCCUUCCUCACAACUCAAAAGUCAAAAUCAUUCACGCCAAGUCAAAGUGACAGGAUCGAAUAGGUGUCAGGUUUCUCGUUCGUGGACUGAUCACAGCUUCUUCUUCAAGAGCAUCUCUCGAACCAACCAACUGACAUGAUGCGCGCACUUUCCAAGCCUCACCGCCUACUUCGCUUCAUUCUCAGUCAACACAAACAGCUCUGUGAAGAAGUUUAAUUAGGCAACUGAAAACAUGAUUCUGUAGUAGGGUUGAUUCUGAAUGAAAUUAGUUGUUUGCAGUUGUUGCUGCUCUGACACGACGUAGAUCGUCGCAGUCCUUUCCGUCCACUGGUCCAAGCUACAGCCAAUAGCCUGAAAUCAUUGCCAUUGGUGAAGAGCUUGGUUUGCGCUUGCCGCUAUGGCUUCUGCCAAUCCCGAGGGGCCGGCAGAAAAUGUGACAACGCUGAAAAGAAACGCCGACCUGAAGCUCGCUGAUGUGUUCGUUACGGAUGCGCAGGUGUCCGGAAUCAUCGACUAUCAAGUGUUCGAGAAGAAAAAGAAGAAGACUCGCUACUCGUACGUUGUGUUUGUUACUUGGUCCGAUGGGAAAACAACGACAGUAUGGAGAAGUUACAAUACGAUCUUCAUGUUUCAAGUUGACCUGCUUCGAAAGUUUCCUGAGGCAGCCGGAGAGAAAGCAGACAAGGAUGGUUACAGAAAGCGAAUCAUCCCAUACUUGCCCGGUAAGAAGCUAUUUACACGUAGUGAUGCCAAGCUUGCAUCACAGCGCGAGCCGCAGAUUGCCGAAUGGGUUCAGAAGAUGGUGAAGCUACCAGAAAAGGUUUCACGCUCUGAGUUUGUAGUGGACUUCUUCCGUAUAAAAGAAAGUGAUCCUACUUAUAAGAAAGAAUUGACAGAAAUGGCGGACCAACCGUCGGAGCCCACCAAUGAUGUCACCGAUCCCAAGAAUGGUGCCACAGCAAACGGCGAUGUAGAACCAGCAGCUGCUGCUGCUGCUGCAGUUUCCAUCGAAGGAUUGACAGUGAACAUGGUGAAUACAGCGCCAGAAGAGCCUUCUGCGCAUCAAGUUAGCUCUACCGUUGCUGAGGUCUUUGUAAACGAAGGUCGGGUUGAAAGUCCAGAGAAUCCGGCGACUCCCACGGAGGAUGCCAAUACAGAGCCUGAGCCUGACCCCAACCAGGGAUCUGAAGCUACGGAGGAGGAGGACAGGGCGGAGGAAUCAACUACUGACAACCAAGAAAACCAGGAUGAUGAUGCUGCUGUGGCAAGUUCAACAAGAGAUGAACCUACGACGAUGACAGGAGAGCCUAGCACUGAUGAGGUGUCGACUGAGAAAAAGGACGAGACGCUUGAAGCAAGUACAGAAGAUAAUGCUACUACUGAGAAGGAUGACUAAAGUAUAAAGCCACUAUCAGGUGACCAACAAGGGCACUCUUUGGGAGAACAUUCAACAUUGCCAUCAGUAUACAUGUAUCUCUGAGUGAGUGCCACCAUGAGGAGAGUGAGAGCCACUCAAGCAUGCCACUGGCAAAGUACGUAGUACUAUAACUGUCUAUACUCAAGUGGUCCAUAAAACUUGCAUACACACAGUGUGAAUGUCGGCUGCGCUGGACGUGCCUUUACAUUUACACUGGGGAUGUCUACUGGCGAUGGUUACCAUGGUUACUGCAGCAGGAGUGCUGGACACUUCUUUCCUUCACAGCUAGAUUCCAAGUGCUGAUGCAGCAUAGUUUAUAUAUUCCCAGUAUUGGGUAGAUUACUAUUUCCGUUUUGCUUAUUUCAGAUUAGUCAGUGUCAUCUCUCAUGAAACAUGGUAUGAGUAUUCUAUUCUUAGUCGAACCUAAACAGUAUUGGUCAGAGACAGUAUAGUAUGUGUGACAGGGCUUUCUGGGUACUAGCACUGAUGUACCACUGCAUACAUUUGCAUAUGGAACGAUGAUUGCGAGGAGUUUCUGCAGGUUGUCUGCGAUUGCCAAAACACACAUUGCAUCCUACCAGAGCUGAUCGGCGUGGAAUGAGACAAUCUGCCACGUGAUCACACUGUGUUUUACAUGCUGAAGAAGCUAAGCAUGGGCGUGUGACCGGGC
Sycon ciliatum is the source of this 2363-nucleotide messenger RNA. RefSeq names its product neutrophil cytosol factor 1-like. The transcript has 4 exons. Bases 674 to 1672 code for a protein of 332 amino acids. Gene Ontology annotation, cellular component: cytoplasm. The record is from RefSeq and is a predicted model, not a curated record. Gene Ontology annotation, molecular function: phosphatidylinositol binding. NCBI's taxonomy places the organism in Eukaryota, Metazoa, Porifera, Calcarea, Leucosolenida, Sycettidae.